This is a messenger RNA of Salvelinus sp. IW2-2015, 505 nucleotides long. RefSeq names its product protein transport protein Sec16A-like. NCBI's taxonomy places the organism in Eukaryota, Metazoa, Chordata, Actinopteri, Salmoniformes, Salmonidae. The record is from RefSeq and is a predicted model, not a curated record.
GGGUUGUAACAGAGUAUCAGAGCGAGACAUUUCUACCUGUCAGCUAGUAAUUGUUCUGUGUGGUGACAUGAGCAGAGUGGCCUGACUUCUCCCACUUAUUACAGAUGUCCGACUUAGAUAUGUUGAGCAUCCUGCUAUGAUGUCCAUCACCAAGCCGGAACACACCGAGGCCAACCCUCAGUGCCAGACUGGCAGCCGGCCGGUGGCUGAGCCCGAGACCCCUGCUGUGCACAAUAACAGUGGAGGCUGGCUCAGCUGGGUCUUUGGGAGUGGAAGAGUUAAUAGGAAGGAGAUUCAUCUACCUGAGGACAAAGACAGAUCUAUUGUCUGGGAUCCAACUCUGCACAGAUGGGUUAACAAAACUGAGCCCAAGGCUGAGAACAAGUGUGUACCACCACCUCCACCGAUGGAUGGAUAUCAGGGGAACACUGGCAAUGUCCCCAAAGGAGUGAAUCCUUACUCUAUGAAAGCAGGUGAAUAUUGCUUUAGAAUACAUGUGGUUUAA